Molecule: messenger RNA, 5889 nt
Organism: Sardina pilchardus (European sardine)
Lineage: Eukaryota; Metazoa; Chordata; Actinopteri; Clupeiformes; Clupeidae
Gene: nfat5a
Product: nuclear factor of activated T cells 5a
Exons: 14
Coding region: 1121-5668 (1515 amino acids)
Biological process (GO): regulation of transcription by RNA polymerase II; calcineurin-NFAT signaling cascade; cytokine production
Cellular component (GO): transcription regulator complex
Molecular function (GO): transcription factor binding; RNA polymerase II cis-regulatory region sequence-specific DNA binding; DNA-binding transcription factor activity, RNA polymerase II-specific
Source: RefSeq, a predicted model, not a curated record
GUGACGCUGUAUUUUUCAACUCUUCUGCUGCACCAUCAUUUUCCUUGAUAAACUCAAUUCAGGGCUGUGGCUAACUUAUAUUGCUAUUGCUGACUUUGUGAACCAGCAUUAGGGCAUCACGUUCGGCAUGCAAACAUCAGUCACAGAAUGGGCUGCUAAUAACGACUUUACAGAGCGAGCUAACAUUGCUUGGAGGGAGGCGUGUUGUAUGACAGGCGCGUUGCAUCUCAGGAUUCUGUUAUUUGAUGUCUCUUUAGUAAAUCGAUACCUCAUUAAUUGGGUAAAUCAUCAAUGCUGAUUUUAUGUAGCAAGCUAAUGUUAGAUAUAUUUGUUCAUAAAUGUAGAACUACUAUUAACACCAGAGGCCAUGGAUAAUUCAAAGCGCCAGACAUUAAACAGGCUAGCGAACUUGACGACUAGGUUAGCUACGCAGGGCUAGCUCGCUAGCCAGGUUGGUUAAAACGUCAGUUGUCUACUGCUGAUGGGAACUAGCUAACUAGCUAUCAUCAGCUACGUGCACAGUGCAAGUGUCACUCGAUGCAUCGACAAUAUAUUGACACAGAGGUGAAGCCUCUUUGCUGCUACAAUGUUAUGGCAGUGUGAUCGGCGUUACACCCUCUUUGCAAGGCCCCUCUGGUCUGUUCAUCGUGAACUGUAUGUCGCUGACAAAACGUACGUCACAUUAAUCUACCUAACUGUUUCAAUAACUUCCCUAGUCAGAAGUAAUGAGGUCAAAUUGGGUGGGCAGAUGAUCCCCCAGUAUCUCCUUCAUGUCAGAAGACCCUGCUGUUUGGGAUGCCAGUGGAACUCUUCGCCUUGGGACGUAAACAAAGAGAAGCGCCGCAUGUCAGCGAGAAGAGUGGCAUGUCAACCAUGCGCCUCGACAUGCCUUCUGCUAGCAGCUGGGAUGCUCGUUUACCAGACGGACAUCAGUGUUGAGUUUUUAAUCACACAGCCCGGCACAGAUCUUGCAUAGCCCACGCAGUUCAGAGAGCGCGCGGGGAGCCAAGGCCAGACGCACCCGCUGCUCACGGCGCCAUCUGCAGUUCCAGAGUCGGUGUAUGACCUGCUCCCCAAAGAGCUGCAGCUGCCUGGCUCCUCGCUGCAGGAGAAGCCCGCCAUGAGUCAGAAGAGUGGAGGAGAGGCCGGCCCUCCUCCUCCGGCAGCCCUGGCCGCAGAUGCUGCCUCGUCCUGCAACGUCUCCUCCAGCCCAGUAGGGGGCAACAGCACUGCGCUCCCUGGCUCCUCCUGCCCCAGCAUGCUCUCCGCUACCUCGGCCCCCGAGCAGGGCUCCCAGCUCCUGGGCGAGGGCCCUGGCGGUCCGGUCCCGGGGGGCGGACCGGGAGCCCUGGGGCUCGGGGUAGAGGUGGCCGCUGGGGCGUCUGGUGAUGGCAGCAACAGCGGAGGAGGAGGAGGAGGAGGAGGAGGAGGGCCUCAGCAGAGCCAGAUCACCCCAUCCAAGCGGCGGACGGUGCUGAACAUCUCGCCGCCGCCGGAGGACCUGCUGGACGACAGCUGCAUGUCCUGCCAGGAGGAGGCGGCGGCCGUGACGGCUGCGACUGCGACGACAGGGCCGGACUCGGAGCAGAGCGGCAGCAUGUGGAUGGACGAGUCCCUGUCCAGCUUCAGCAUGGCCAGCAGCAGCUCGUACAACGACAACACCGAGGUGCCGCGCAAGUCGCGCAAGCGCACGCCACGCCAGAGGCCCGGGCCCAAGCCCGUCGCUGCCCAGGCGCCCAGCAUGGAGGUGUUCGAUGCCGACAGCGCCAACGCACCCCACUUUGUGCUCUCCCAGCUGGGCUCGGACGCCAAAGCCAGCCCCAAGACCAGCUCCCUGGAGGCGGGCGGCGCCUUGCGGGCGGGCGUCCUGGCGGCGCAGUUCCCCCCGAAGAGCGAGGGCAAGGAGCUGAAGAUCCUGGUGCAGCCGGAGACGCAGCACCGCGCGCGCUACCUCACCGAGGGCAGCCGGGGCUCCGUCAAGGACCGCACACAGCAGGGCUUCCCCACCGUCAAGCUGGAGGGGGUGAGUGAGCCGGUGGUGCUGCAGGUGUUUGUGGCCAACGACACGGGCCGCGUGAAGCCCCACGGCUUCUACCAGGCCUGCAGGGUGACGGGACGCAACACCACCGCCUGCAAGGAGGUGGACAUCGAGGGGACCACCGUCAUCGAAGUCAGCCUGGAGCCCACCAACAGCAUGAGCCUGGCUGUGGACUGUGUCGGCAUCCUGAAGCUGCGCAAUGCGGACGUCGAGGCUCGCAUCGGGGUGGCGGGCUCGAAAAAGAAGAGCACGCGCGCCCGCCUGGCGUUCCGCGUCAACAUCCCGCGUCCCGACGGCUCCAUGCUCACGCUGCAGACGCCCUCCUCGCCCAUCCUCUGCACUCAGCCAGCAGGUGUGCCUGAGAUUCUGAAGAAGAGCCUGCACAGUUGCUCGGUGAUCGGGGGAGAGGAGGUGUUUAUCAUCGGAAAGAACUUCCUCAAGGGAACCAAAGUGCUGUUCCAGGAGACCAGCUCAGAUGAGAGCGGCUGGCAGGCGGAGGCUGAGAUCGACAUGGAGCUGUUUCAUCAGAAUCACCUGAUCGUGAAGGUUCCUCCGUACCGGGACCUCAGCAUCACCUCUCCAGUGGCAGUAGGCAUCUGUAUCGUGACCAACGCGGGGAGAACCAAUGAAGUGCAGCCGUUCACUUAUACUCCCCACUCCGAGCCCUCAGUAGAUGUGCCUGUGAAGUCUGAGGCCUCCACCUCAGCCAAGUCCUGCCCGUUUGAGGACCGCAUGAAAGCAAUGCAAACUGGGAACAGUAAUAUUGACAGCAACAUGAUGACUCCGCUGAUCUUGAAACGAGAGGAGGUCACCCCUAUGGAGGUGUCCACUAACGCCCCAGCACCCAGUGUCUUUAAGCCAGAAGACGUCCUUGCAGCCCCACAGCAAAUUCUGGAGGUGAAUGUCAACCUCCCAGCCUCGAGCAGCGAGUCAUUCCCCAGUCCAGCCCCUCUCCAGCCUGCCGCCACCCAGCCGCCACAGGCCCCCCUGUUCGCGGCGCCGGAGCCACUGAGCACCAUCCAGAAACAAGACAUCGCCCCCAGCGCCUCCUUCCAGGUGUCCCUGUCCGAGGACGCCACCGUCCUGCAGCCCGUGCCCCCCCAGGUGCCGCAGCAGUUCCUGCGGGAGACCCCCGAGACCCUCUCCCCGGAGGAGAGCGGCUCUGAGGAGGCGGCCAUGCUCAUGAUGAGCAUGCCCCAGCUGGAGGCCUUGCCGUUGCCGGCCGUGUCCCAGCAGCAGCAGCAUCAGCAUCAACAGCAGCAGCAGCAGCAGCAGCAGCAGCAGCCGUCCCCUGUGUCCACGCUGCUGCCCCAGGACGGGGUGGCUCAGCUGGAGCGGGCGGUGCGUGAGCUGCAGGCAGGCGGGGACUCCCUGGUGCAGCAGGUGCUGGUGGCGGCUGCAGCCCAGCAGCAGCUCAACUCGGUACUGUACAGCCCUGGGCCCUCGGCUGACACUCUGCAGAAACACGUACAGGAGAACAUGAACAGUCUUCAGCUGGGAGGAAAUGAUCGAUCCAUGAACUGUCAGCAGCAGCAACAACAGCAACAACAACAACAACAACAACAUCAUCAACAACAACAACAGCAACACCACCAACAGCAACAACAACAACAACAGCACCAACAACAGCAGCAGCAGCAGCAGCCUCCACAGUCCAUACUGGAAAAUCUGCAGCAGCAGCAUCAACAAGCAUUGGAGAACCUACAACAUCAACAGAAUGUGCUGGAAAAUUUGAAACAGCAUCAGAAAGUUCUAGAGAACUUCCAACAGCAUCAGCAAGUCUUGGAUAACCUGCAGCAGCCCUCACUGCAACAACAGCAGCAACAACAGCAGCAGCAGCACCCCAAAGUGCUGGAGUCAAUUCAGCAACAGCAGAACACUUUGGUCAACCUUCAGCAUCAGAAAGUUCUGAAUGACCUGCAGCAGCAAAACAGUUUUGAGAACCUUCAGCAGCAGCAGCAGCAGCAGCAGCAGCAGCAGCAGCAGCAGAAUGUCUUUAAGAGCCUGGAACAGUUGCAGUCAGAGAUCAUGCAGCAGCAGAUCCCCAUGCAAUGCACCCCCAGUUUUCCAUCCAGUGGGGCUCCUAAGCAGCAGCCCCCCACCUGCCACCCUUCUGAGGGCCUUCUCCAUAGUUCCCCCCAGCAGCAACAACAGCAGCAGCAGCAGCAGCAGCAACAGCAACAAGCACUUUUCCAACAAGCCGGUGGACUCUUGACCAUCCAGACGUCCAGCUUCCUUCAGCAGCCCUCCCAUCCUUCCCCACCCCAGCAGCUUUUCCAGACACCGACCCAGAUGUCGGAGACCCAGGGUCAGCAGGCGGUGCUGUUCGGGUCCAAACCCACGCCGGCUCAGGCACAGGUCCAGGCAGCUCUCUUCCCCGGUACCAUCACCAUGCUGGCAGCCGACCAACAACAGGCCCCCCCUGGCCUCUUCCUGGAUCAGAGUAUUGUACCGGGCCAGUUGGGAACAGACAGCAAUCAGACUCAGCAACAACUGGAACAGCAGCAGCAGCAGCAGAUUGCUUUCAUCACCCCCAUGCAGACGUCUGCGUCCGAGGCCCAGGCGGUAUCGCUGCUUCAGGGGCAAAUCCAGUUGUCCACUCCUAUGGAGCAGCAGCGUUCGCCCCAGCAGCAGAUGCAACCACAGCCCCAGGCAGCCCCCCUGUUCCAAAGCCAACCCCAGCAACAGCAGCAGCAACAACAGCAGCAGCAGCAACAACAACAACAACAGCAGCCGCAGCAGCAGCAGCAGCAAACAGGCCUGUUGUUCUGCACCAACCCCCUGAACCACCAGGACCUGCCCCCGUCUCUGCUGUUCAGCAGCCAGCCUCAGGGCCUCUUCCAGGACCAGCCCAUGCAGGUGGUGCCCAGCAGUGCCAGUGUGAGUGUGGAAGCCGCCUCCAACCAAUCGGCUGUCCCUCAGUCCCAGGGCUCCCAGAAUCCUCUGCUGUUCUCCCAGACUGGCAUGGUGUCCGUGGGACAGCAAGACGCCGCAGAGCCGAUGUCCUUCCAGGAGCAGAGCGCGGUGGUGGGCGACCCGUCCGCCCAGGGCGGCUCCUCGCAGCCCGGGCUGUUUCAGGACCAGCAGCCCAUGCAGGUGGUGCCCAGCUCCGGCAGCGUUUCCGUCAGCUCCGGCGACCAGUCCACCGUCGGCCUUUUCCUGCCGCAGGCGGCCAUCACAGCUCUACAAGGAGGCGUGAGCAGCCAGGAGAUGCCUCCGACUGCCACCACGGCGGCCAUCUUUGCUGGGCAGAGCACCAUGGCAGUAGGGGGGCUUCAGAGCUCCGGCGGCUCCACAGCACAAGCCGCCUCUGACGCUCUCUUCCAGUCAGCCCUGACGGGAGCCCUCAGCCAGCCGGGGCAGCCUCCGCAGUCGGGCCUCUUCCUCUUUGAACUACCCAACGAUUGCAGUCAGCUCCUGAAUCCUCAAGGCCCUUCGCUAGCCAACCCGUUGGUGUCGCUGGGCCACGGAGGACCCGGUCCCAACCAGGGCUCGAUGCCCAGCAGCGCCCAGAUCCAGACCCUGCUGGAGCAGUCCAGCAGCCUGAGCGACACCCAGAACAUGGUGAAGAUCGACGACAUCCUGGAGACGCUGCAGGAGCAGGAGAAGAACCUGUCAGGGGACUUUUAGCUCCACGAGGCCGAGGUGGGCAAUGCGACCAGUUAAAGGUUAAUGUGGCCUCCGAGCGUUGAGCGGCGCCAGCUGCUGUGAGAGGCCUUCCUGUAAAUCUACUCGUUUCACGUGAGUGUGACGGCGACUGUGGAGUCAGUCAUACUGCGGACACCGAGUCAUGUGACUGUCAUGUGACUGUAACUCAUGAGGCGGAAGCCCAUGGACAAUUGUAGGUUUGG